Molecule: messenger RNA, 2284 nt
Organism: Fundulus heteroclitus (mummichog)
Lineage: Eukaryota; Metazoa; Chordata; Actinopteri; Cyprinodontiformes; Fundulidae
Product: sialic acid-binding Ig-like lectin 9
Exons: 7
Coding region: 1-1380 (459 amino acids)
Source: RefSeq, a predicted model, not a curated record
AUGAACAGACUUCUGAUUUUUCUUCUCAUCGCCUCUUUACUGCAAGAUCCACAACUAACUGAGACAAAUCCAGUAACAGGAGACUUAACAAAGAAAAACUGCACCACAACAUUCAGCAACAUGCAGCCUCGUCACAGCAAUGUUUAUAACUUCAGACUGGAAUGUAACAAUGAUCUGAAGUAUACUUAUGAUAAUCUACGUGUAAACAUUGAUGUCAUAGAUAAUUUUCCCUCACCAACUCUGACUCCGUCCACACUGAGGGUGAAGGAGGGAGACUCAGUGAGUCUGACCUGCUCUGCUCCAGCUCCCUGUGUGCCUCAUCCUCCAACUCUGAUAUGGACCCACACACUGGGGCACACUCAGGAGACAUUACAGGAGGAUUGGGACAAAACUCUGGUUAAGACCUCUGUUCUGAGCUUCACUGCUUCUCACCUCCAUCAUAGACAGACAAUCUCCUGCUCUGCUGUCUACAAGAAACAAGAUGGCAGUUCUGAUGCAUCUCUUACCACGAGUGUAAUGCCAGAUGUUUUGUUCCCUUCAAAGAUCCUGCCCUCAUCUAACUGCACUAAAACCACAAGUCAGGUCAACUGUUCCUGUGAAACGAUGGGAAACCCGUCUCCAACGACACUUUGGCAUCUGAAUGGCCGACCUGUUAAUCAAUCUAGCCAGGUGGUGGUCACAAAUGAGUCUCUAAAUAGCUCAUAUCUGAGGAGCAUCAUUACAGUGAAUGAACCACAUGGCAGGGAUCUGUCCACCUUGCUCUGCUUCAGCUACAACUCUUGGGGAUCAGCCAGUAAAAGGUUUUGUGUCAGCUGCCUUGAGAGCUCAAGAGAAGAUCAAGGUCAGAUCCCAAAGUCUGUCUUCAUUGCCACAGUUACUGCUCUUCUACUCAUAGUAUGUGCCUUGCUGUUUGUUGUCUGGUUUCAGAAGACUCACUAUAAACCCACAACGAUCACAGGUGAUUCUGGGACAGUUGCUCCACGUCAACAUUUGAUGAAAGAGAUAAAUGAGGUACCAAACCCAAAUGAAGAUGCAAUUUAUGCCAACUCAGCGGAACUUGGUCACGUAGUGAACCCCCAACCUUCAAAUCCAAAUGAAGUUAACUGCACCAGCUAUAUGACCACUGACAAUGCAGGAGAAACCAGUAAAAGCUUGGAAAAGAAAGACGAAGAUGUGGUUUACACCAGUGUGAACUGGUCAAAGAAGAGAAAAUCAAAGAAGGGAGAGAAUGACGUGAACAUGAAUCCUUCUGGUGACUCCUAUUUGGAGGAGGAGAAGUUUGAGAGGGGGGGCAUGCUUUUUGUGAACUCUGCGAUGGAAAUGGGAAGUCUGUAUGCAGAAGUUAAGAUUAGACCUGGAAGAAAGGAAAUCAUAGAGUGAAAAUGCUAAGGUUAAAUUAAAGAACAAGUGAGUCUGGUAAUAAAGACAAACAAUUUAAAUGGAGGAGCUGUUUUUAAGGCCAUUGAGGAUGAAAAGAACAAUAUCCUAAUAUUUCUUAGGAUGAACCAGAAAUGGUCAAUAUAUUUUGAGAAUUGCUUAGAAUCUCUGAAGAUUGAACACUUUUUCAUUGCAGUUCUUUCACAGAGUUGUUGAAAGGUUGUCUUACUGAUGCAGAGCCAUUGGUCCAAGGAGAGGAACUAACUUUAAGUUGAGUAACUGAGGGGGACACUGCUUGUGCAACGUAAUUUCAAAGAAAUCUUUCACAACUUUGUGUCCAGCCAAACACUACUGAAUAAGAUUCGCUCUACAGAAAAAUACUGUUAGGCAGAAAACCAUGGUGAAGAAAAAAAUUAGGAUGAAAAAGAACAAUAAAGACUGGAAUAUACACAUUUUUGUGCGUUGAAUAAGUGUAUUUAUUAGACUGCUGCAAAUUCUUUUUUGUCAUACCAUUGAAAAGAAAAGGGGAAAAAAAACUUUUUUCUCAUAGUAUCACUUUAACUUUUUCUUCAUUUGUUUGUCUCAAAAAGUGUGCUAUUAUAGUUGCAGGUUAAUUUUCUAAAUCUUUUUAGAUCUUGUUGAAUUGUCAAAGCCUAUCUGAAAGUUAUUUUAUUAUUCUUAAUUAUACAUGAAUGCCAUACUUUUCAUAUGUUAAGAUAAAGUAUUCUUUAAGUAAUCAUUAAACUUUUUAUGACUGGGUCAAGUGUACUCUUUUUUUGCCAAUAUUAAUUUACUCACCCUAAUUUAUACCACUUCUGCCAGGAGGAAUGGACCAGAAUUCAGCAAACUAUUGUGAGAAGCUUGUCAAAAGAUACCCACAUGUCAUGAUUUAAGUUUUUGUGUGUUU